Messenger RNA from Phalaenopsis equestris, 1295 nucleotides. RefSeq lists its product as uncharacterized. Lineage: Eukaryota; Viridiplantae; Streptophyta; Magnoliopsida; Asparagales; Orchidaceae. The record is from RefSeq and is a predicted model, not a curated record. The transcript is spliced from 2 exons. The coding region runs from base 102 to 1295 and encodes 397 amino acids.
CUCCAUUCCCCCUUUAAAUCCCUAACACCUCAUUUUGCCUUGCGAGUCACCUUCAACCCGAUCCCCAAUCCCCAAUCCCCAAUCAGCCAAUUAAUCAAAUCAUGGGAACCCUAUUGGGCCAUGUCGCCCCCGGAUUCGGCUUCCUCUUCAUCGGCAUAUGGCACCUCUUCAACCACAUUAAACUCUUCUCUCUCCACCCCAAAUCAUACCGCUCCCUGCUCUGGUUCCCCUUCCCCAAGCUCCGCCACCUCGAACUCCUCUUCAUCUCCCUCGCCUGCUCCGUCUCCAUCACCAUGGAACUCUUCAUCGGUACCGAACGCCAUCAACCCCUCGACCCCGAUCUAACCAUCCCCUCCAACCAUCUCCACAACUUCGAACAUUCUUCCAUCUCCCUCACCUUUCUACUCUACUCUCUCUUCGCCCUAAUCUUCGAUUCGGCCCGAUCCCCCCGCCCUGCUGCCGAGCCGCUCACAAUCCUAGCCGCCUCUGCCGCCUUCGCCCAGCAGCUCUUCCUCUUCCACCUCCAUUCCUCCGACCACAUGGGGGUGGAAGGGCAGUAUCAUUCACUCCUCCAGCUCGUAGUAGCCGUCUCGCUUAUCACCACCAUCAUGGGCAUCAGCCACCCGUGUAGCUUCGCGGUAGGGUUUGUCAGAUCGGCGAGUAUUGCUUUGCAGGGGAUUUGGUUUGUGGUGAUGGGAUUCGCGUUGUGGACGCCGGGGCUGAUCGCCAGAGGGUGUUUCAUUAAUGAAGAGGAAGGACACACGGUGGUUCGGUGCGGGAGCGAGGAAGCGCUGCACAGAGCAAAAUCAUUGGUGAAUAUUGAGUUCAGUUUGAUUCUUGCCGUCUUUGUGGCUUCUUCGAUGGUGUUUUUUCUUGUUUUGUGCCGGGAGCCAAUGAGAGGAGAAACUUUGUGGAGUUCUCAUCCCUGCCUAGCAGGUGAUUUGAGAUUUCCCAAAAGAAGAAAGUUGUCCCUGACCUGCGUAGCAAACAAGCAACGAGAUCUUAUUUCUCGUUGCUCGUUGCGGCAAAACGUUACGAUGAAGUGUUGCGGCGAAAUGUUGCGGCUAAGAGUUGUGAAGAAGGGUUGCGACAAAACGUUGCGGCGAAGAGUUACGGUAAGAUAUUGCGGCGAAGAGUUGCGGCAAAACGUUGCGGCGGAGCGUCAUGGCAGGGUAUCACGACAACGCUUUGUCGCGGGGCGUCGUGGCGACACGUCGCGUUGUGGAGGAGCGUCACAUAUUCCGAAGGAGAUUUUCGUGCCGCUCUUGUACGUUCUGAAAGUGAUGAAGAAAUGA